GACGCGGGUCAGCUGAGCACUGGCGGAAGCGGCCGGCGAGGGCCGGUGGCCGUUGGUGGCCGCCAUGGCCUCCAUCCUGGACGAGUACGAGGAUUCCCUGUACCGCUCCGCCUCCGUGCAGCAGAGCCGCGCCAGCGUGGGCAUCCCGCACUCCGGAUAUGUGAAUGCACGAUUGGAGAAGGAAACACCAAUAUUUAACAAGCAGAGGAUUGAUUUUGCUCCUCCAGAGAAAAUUAACAGCUUAGUGGUCUCCUCUAACCAGCUCUGUAUGAGCCUUGGCAAAGACACCCUUCUCAGGAUUGAUCUCGGGAAGCCAGAUGAACCUAACCAGGUAGAGCUGGGACGCAAAGAUGAAGCCAGAGUCUACAAGAUGUUUUUGGACCACACAGGCUCUCAUCUCCUGAUUGCUCUGAACACCGGUGAAUGCCUUUACCUGAACAGAAGUGUUCAGAAAGUGCGAGCACUCUCCCGCUGGAAAGGCCACUUGAUUGAAAGUGUAGGCUGGAACAAAUUUCUUGGUUCAGAGACCAACACUGGGCCUAUCCUGGUGGGGACAGCCCAGGGGCAGAUCUAUGAGGCUGAAAUCUCGGUCAGCGAGGGAAGCCUCUUCAGCACUAAUCCCGACCAGUACUUCCGACAGGUCCACACUCUGGAGGAAGAGUCAGGACCUGCCCCAGUGUGCUGCUUAGAGAUUGAACGAGGGAUAGAAGGCAAAUUUUUUAUUAUAGCCACCACUCGAAAGAGACUCUUCCAGUUUGUUGGCAAAGUGCCUGAAGGGACAGAGCAGCAAGGCUUCAGCUCCAUAUUUGCUAUGCAUGCUGACCAUCUGCCCAGCUUCCGGGAGUUUCCAGCCAACCUUGGUUUCAGUGAAAUAGCCUUUUACACCCCAAAACUGCGUUCCAACCCACGCUCCUUUGCCUGGAUGAUGGGAAACGGUGUUUUAUACGGUACAUUGGAUUAUAGCCGUCCUGAUUCAAUUUUGAGUGAUGAACGGGUCUGGGUUUACCCUUCUGAUAUUGACAUAACUGUGAACAAGCCAAUAUCCAUUGUACUUACCCAGUUUCACUUCUUGUUGCUGCUGCCUGAUCGGGUGAAGGCUGUCUGCACUCUGAAUGGGCAGGUUGUUUUUCAAGAUCUGUUCCUGGAGAAGUUUGGCUUACUGACACGCAUGAUCAAAGAUCCCACAGUCCAGCAGAUAUGGAUCCACACUGAGAAAGUAGUGUUCCGCUACCACGUCCAGCGGGAAUCUAGAGAUGUGUGGAAGAUGUAUAUGAAUAUGAACAAAUUUGAUUUAGCCAAAGAGUAUUGUAAAGACCGUCCGGAGUGCCUAGAUAUUGUGCUGGCGAAAGAGGCAGAGCACUGCUUCCAAAACAAGAGGUAUAUAGACAGUGCCAAAUGUUACGCGCUGACCCAGAACUACUUUGAGGAAAUUGCCCUUAAGUUCAUUGAAGCCAAGCAAGAAGAGGCCCUGAUGGAAUUCCUGAUUAAGAAGCUAAGUAACCUAAAGCCUUCUGAGAAGACACAGACCACUCUGCUGACCACGUGGUUAACAGAGCUGUACCUGAACUGGCUGGGCAUAUUGGAAGGAGAUCCCUCGCAGCGAAAUCUCUAUUUGGAUACACGGGAGAAGUUUCGCACUUUCCUGAGCAGUCCUAAAAACAAAGACUGUCUAUUUAAUAACCGGGCAUCCAUUUAUGAGCUGUUGGCAAGCCAUGGGGACACAGAGCACAUGGUCUACUUUGCAGUCAUCAUGCAGGACUAUGAACGCGUAGUGGCUCACCACUGCCAGCACGAUGAGUACGAUGAAGCUCUGAAUGUGCUGUCCAGGCACAGAGACGAGAAGCUGUUCUACAAGUUCUCUCCCGUCCUCAUCCAGCAUAUUCCCAAGAAGGUAGUUGAUGCUUGGAUUUCUAUGGGCUCUAGACUGGAUGCCAGGAACCUCAUCCCAGCACUUGUUAACUAUAGCCAGAGCGCCAGCACCCAACAGAUCAAUGAAGCCAUUAGAUACAUGGAAUUCUGUGUCUAUCAGCUGGAGGAAACCCAGCAAGCCAUUCACAACUACCUGUUGUCUCUUUACGCUUUGUGUCGGCCGGACUCGCUGCUCUCAUACCUGGAGCAGGCAGGAACCAACCCAAACAGGAUCCACUAUGACCUGAAGUAUGCAUUGCGCCUGUGUGCAGAGCAUGGGCACCACCACGCGUGUGUCCAUAUUUACAAAGUGAUGGAAUUGUAUGAGGAGGCUGUGGAUCUCGCCUUACAGGUGGAUGUUGAUCUUGCCAAGUCCUGUGCAGAUCUCCCUGAAGAUGAUGAGGAACUCCGGAAGAAGCUCUGGUUGAAGAUUGCUCGCCAUGUUGUUCAGGAAGAGAAGGAUGUCAAAAAGGCAAUGGCCUGCCUCUCCAGCUGUGCCCUGCUGAAGAUUGAAGACGUCCUGCCAUUCUUUCCAGACUUUGUCACUAUUGAUCAUUUCAAGGAGGCAAUCUGUAACUCCCUGGAGGACUACAACAAGCACAUUGAGGAGCUGAAAAGGGAGAUGGAGGAAGCCACACAGAGUGCCAAGAGAAUCCGAGAGGACAUCCAGGAAAUGAGAAAUAAGUAUGGCUCUGUGGAGCCUCAGGAAAAAUGUGCUGCUUGUGACUUUCCACUUCUAAACCGCCCUUUUUACCUUUUCCUGUGUGGUCACAUGUUUCACUAUGACUGUCUCCUCCAAGCAGUUUUCUCAAACCUUCCUGCCUAUAAGCAGGCAAAACUUGAAGAUCUUCAGAAGAAGCUGGUGUCGACCAGUCAGCCUUCCAAGAGCCACCAUCGUCCCAAGGACACAGAUACCAUUAGCUUAGGGAAGGGGCAGCAGAGCCGGGAGCAGAUCAAAGCUGACAUUGAUGAUAUUGUGGCAGCUGAAUGCGUGUACUGUGGCGAGCUGAUGAUCCGGUCCAUUGACAAGCCUUUUAUUGAUCCCCAAAAGUACGAAGAGGAGAUGCAAAGCUGGCUGUAGUUUUCCAAAUCUGCAACUGUCAGUGCACCAGAGUGGUUUUGUUCACAACCUGCAAGGCUUCUGUGGUGGGAGUAUAACCUGCAGAAGCAGGAACACAGUGGCUUCUGUGGAACUCUGAGGAAAGAGUAGUGGGGACUUAUCAGGAUUACAGUGAACUAGUCUUGAAAAAUGGGGAGAUAUAGCUAUGGCUGUCUAAGAACGUGAGCCAAUAGGUAGAGCUAACCUACUGGAGUAUAUUUAGCAGAUGCUUGCUGCUUGCAGUUCUGAGGUUUUUGGUGUGAAGCUAAUGGAGUGCCUUGUUGUCCAAAGGGAAUUGGGAACAGCCUAUGAUUUGUCUUCUCUGUUAUGUGGUCUUUGUUUUGGUGGACACAAGCUUGAAGGGGAAGGUAGUGAAGAACACUAAGCAGUGUAGUCUUCAUUCAUCACUUUCAAAGCUAGAAUUGCCUUCUGUUCCCUUUUUGCUGAGUCUGUAACCACAUACAUGGAAAGAACAUGAAAGGACAAAUGCUUUUGCAUAUGUAUUUUGUAAACAUAAUGCUACACAAAUACAUGUUUCUACACAAUGUAAUAUAAGAAUGUGUAUAAUUCUCAAGCAGGAGUGUCUCAUAAUACGCUUAAGUCAUUUGCCUGCAAUUCAAGGUGUACAACUCUCGCUCCCACAAGCUUUAUGGACAAGCCUGUGCAUUUGAUUUUUCUCUAGGUACUAUUUCUGACAAUGCUUCCUAACCUGUUCACCCCUUCCUCCCGCUCUCAAUCCUAUUUCUACUAUGACUGUCAUUGUAUUGUGGGUCAUGGUUUUGUCUUCACCCCAAACCAAAAUUGAUAUAUGCAGUAGUAAGGUUUCAACUGAUACCCUGCAGGCAGGAACACAGCCUGUUUGUAUUGUCCUGCUGUGGUGCGCUUCAAGCUGCACUUGAGCAUUAGACUAGAGAUCUAGUCAUAUUUUCUCUCAAGGGUUACUGCAGAAAAGUUCUGUCGGUGUGAAAUUUGCUUUGCCAUUUGAUGCCCAUACCUUGUGACCAGGCAGUUUUUUGCCUGCCUUGACAGUAUUUGAUACUUUCUGGAGAGCACUGACUGGGAAAACGCUUCCCAGCAGGUGGCGAUCACUACAUUGUGGGUUAGGGAGCAACACAUUUUCUUUAGAGAUUUAGCAAGUGUUGCUUAUUUUUGAAGUAACUAAAAUUUUAAUUAAGUUCUGCUGUUUGGGGCUGAAUCACAAAGGUAGUAGUUGGCAGAAAAAUUGAAUGAUCUAAAUGAAAAAUGAUGGUUCUUGUAUUUAAGGCAGUAGAAAAUACUGUCUUCUGAAAAACCUCUUCAGUUCUUUCACAUGAAUGCAUGUGCUUGUCUGGAGUACCUCUGUCAAUCUGCUGGUCACUUACCCUGUUCGUAGGGUUGUAGAAAUGGGCCUUCACAUCAUUAAAAGGAAAUAUAAAUUGGUUUCCUCAAGGAGCUGACCUAAGAAUCUUGAUAACUGUUCAGUGCUCCAGAAGAACAUCCAUGCUUUUGUUGGGAGCUUCAGCCUCAAAGGAAUUAAUUUUAUCUGUGUAAAAUGAUAUGAGUAAUAAAAAACAGAGCUGACAGUAGGAAGAUCUGAGGUUUUGAAGUCUUCUUUUCAUUGUUGGAGCCAUGGGAUAGGCAGUCUUGUUACCACCUGCUAGUGUUUGUUGCGGGCUUGUCAGAAACCGCUGCUUCAGUAGUUCCAUUAAGUUCAGAAACCCCACAUGCUGUCAUUUUUUUUGGCUUUGGAUAGCCUUUUGCUUUGAGUAAGUUGAUGGGUCUGCCAGAAGAAUUUUGUGAUGAAAACUAAAUGUGAUGUCUUUUGAAGCUCAUCAUUAAACCAGUUAUAACUGGCCACUCCCGAAUCAUCAUCUUUUCAUGUAAAGAAUGUGAUAUUUAAGGUUGUAUAUGUCAUUAUAAAGCAACAGUAGGCCCCCCCACCCCCAAACCAGUUUCUGAUCAAGGGCAAGUGGCAGUUUUUCUGCCCUUUAGCAGAAACAUAAGUAGCAGCUCAUUCUGAUGCAGGAAGUAAUUUCAAGUUAUUUUCUUUGAGAUGUUCUUAAUACUUGUCCCAUCUCUUUUCUGUUGGGUUUUCACAGGAUGCUUUCCUGGUAUGUUAGAAUUAUUAUAGUCCUCCAUUCUUUUCCUACUAGUGCUACAGGACAGCCACAUCACUAAAUGUUUCUGUUGUGCUCUGAAGGUUAGUGAUAUUAUUUGCUUACAGACCAUUCCAGGAAGAUCUGCUCAUCCAUGCUAUUGGAAGAAGACACACCAAGUAAAUAACUCCAGUCUUUGCCUGAGAUGGGGUGGUCGGGGAAGGCACCUCAAGAACCUGCUGAUUCCAGUCUUAGGUAUUAACAUGUCUCAGUUAACAAAACCAGAACUAGGUGGUUUUUUUUAAUGACUAGUAUGCAACAUUCUCUGAGGGCUGUAGGCUUGUGCACCAGAUAUAUAUACUACAGAUCUCAUGCUUCCUCACUGUUGUUAACUGAAAAAUCUUUCAGGUCAUUCGCUGUCAAGGCUGUGGAGAGUGUUAAUGCCUGCAAAGACUCUAUCAGUGAUUAAAUGACUAGUGCCAGUAGUACAGGAAGCUACAUAAAGAUAUCUUCUGAACUUUCCUUACAUUGUCACAUGCUUCAGAAGUGUCAAUAACUACUCACCUGUGCUUCCUGGCAAUUUUGCAGUAUCAGUGAAAAAGGUAAGAGGGUUUUCUGAGGGGCUGGAGGGAAAUGAGCUGCUUACUGUUCUCCCGUAAAUCUAAUCUGCAAGAUCUCUUCCUCUGCUUUCUGAAUAGCAUUUUUAUCUUUUCUCCUUGUAAUUUCAGCAGUUAUGUUUUAGAAAUCAGUCCUUUGUAUGUUUGUGGUUUUUUUUUGUUUGUUUUUUUUUUUUUUUUUUUUUAAUCUUAAUGAACUGUGUACCAGCUGUUACAAAUGAUGUAGCCUUGGGCCUUGUCCUUGUCUGUGUGAAUAACCUCUACCAUUUAGUUCAAUGCCACUAGAGAACAGUGUAACCAGAAGGGUAUGUGGGAGCCUCAGCCCUAUGUAACCAGAGCAAAUAUCUGUAGCUACAUUUACACUGAAGAAAUUUAGUUGUUCAGGCAAGGCCUAAAGCAAACUUGUGCCUACUACCUCACCUCUGCUAGGCUUCAGGCAAGGGAUUGGGGAAAUGGUGAGAGGCGGGGGAGAUAAUCGUGAGCGUGUGUUACAGAAUAGUUGGUAGAGAGUUUUGGAUGCACUUGCUGUUGGUCUGUGUAGUUGGAAGCAGCUAACUGGAAUCCUGAGAGCUGUGUGUUUUGCCUCCUUUCUAAAAAUAAAUGACUGGGCUGGAAAAUUAGGAAGGCAAAUUCUUAACAAGCCACUAGAUGUCAUUGCUGUCCAUUUAAAUACCGAGGUUUGCUGCAGAGAAGCUAAAGGUGUUCUGUAGCAGAAUGCCAAACAGUGAGGAACUGAAGCAGGUUCCCAGUGCCUUUGCGGGGUGGGGGUGUGUGGAAACAGACCUGUAAGGUAGUUACUGAAGGCAAAGAUGGUAAAAAAUUUGUCUGUAACUAAAAGGCAAUUUCUGUUCACGAAUUACUUUUUUUCAGGUUUUGAAUAUCAAAAGCUGGAUCUACUCUGUUAACAAAUGAGUAUCAGUCCACUUUUGUUUAAUUGCACUCGAGUUCCUACAGACCUAGCUGAUUCAGUGGACUGUAGAGAGAUCAUCGCUGGGCUUGGAGUUGCAAUAUCUGGUGGCCUUGGGUCUGGCUUUUUUUGCUUGUUUCACCCUGUCCCAGCAGCAGAGAUGGUAGAAGUGAAUGUGAUGCAGCUCCUUAGUUGCCUGAGUUCAUCUAGUGUGUUUUGUUAAAAGCACCAGUAAAGCUGGGUUUGUAAUACGAUAUUGGGCACCGACAUGCAUCAACAGGGAAGUUAGUGUGUUUGCUUUUGCCUCUGAGUUGUGGGGUCAUAAUGCCAAUAAAGGGGCAAGUGGGAGUAGGAACAUCUUGUACUUCAUCAAAAUUAGAUGUUAUACUUUGACUCAGACUGUAGUCAUGUAUUAGCAUGUAGUUCUUGGAAUGGGUAGUUCCCAUUCACUACUGCCCUGUCACUGUCAGCGUAUAGACUAUGUUUACAAGUUCAAAUACUUAGCUUUUAGUGAGAAUUCAUAGGAAUUGUUGUUCUUGAUAUCAACUUCAUCCAACAACCCUGUACUGAGCUGUAGGAAGACAGACUGAAAAUGGGCCUCUUCUUUGCAACAAGUGUGCUGAGAUAAAAUUUGAGGUUUGACAUGGAGUUUUGGAUUUUUUUUUAAUUAUUAUUUUUAUUCAGACAGAUUGAGGCUUUUUUUUUCUCCAGAAUAGAUGGAGUACCAUGUGCUUCACUGUAGUAUGUGUAGCGUUUGAGAGAAUCUUAUGGUAUCCUCAAAGCAGCAAGAGACUGGCCAGGAUCUCCUAUCCUUUUUGUACAUGGAGGAAGGAAUGCCCUAGGAAGGAGAAGGAAUGGUGGUUUCUAGAAAAUAAUUUGGCCAAACUUUAUGAAUGUGACUUCAGAGAAGCUUCCCCUUGUGGAACUGCAGUAUUGAUGGAUCUGUACCUUUCACACUGAGGUGCUGAAGAAGAAAAAAAUAAUUUUAUUUGGAAUAGGAAUUUUGGUAAAAUUGAAGAACUUAAAGCUUGAAAGUGGAAUGUUACAGGAGUGCUUUAAAUUUGCAGUGGGUUGUGUAUGGGUUCAGCUCCUAAAUUAACUGCUGCCCAUGAUUGUGCCCAGUCCAGAAUUUUCACCUUAUGAGCUCCCUAGGAUUUGAGCUUCAUGCCCUUACUGUGAUUUUGGAGACUCAUCAUACUUCCCCCUCAAUUCAGUGUUUGGAUUUUUUCACUCCAGAUCUCAUGGAAAGGCAUCAGUCUACUUAUUUGAGGUAUGAGCUUUAAAGCAACCUGGCCUGCAGCUGCUUUCAGGUGGAAGGAGAGGAAAAAGAUUAAAUGAACUUGUUUGUUAGAUCUACAUGUUGAAACUGGUUGGGAUGGAGGGAAAAAGGGGCUCAGGCAUUUCCUUUCUGUAAUGGCCAAAGGUAUUGGAGGCAGCUUGUUUGAGUAAGACUGGUUGCUUAGGAACAGGGAAGCUACAGGAGCACUCUAAGGUUACAAGUACAGCUAUAACUGAUCCUACAGACUCCCUUUGUCAUUGUGGGGCAGCUCAGCAGAGGAUAGUUUCCAACCUGCAGCGUCAGUAUUAGAUUCAGACUGGCUGCAGUGCUUCACGGCCCCUACGAUGAUGGUUGUGGAGCUGUUUUAAUUCAGCACAUAUGCUGCAGACCUCGGUUGGUGUGGGAAUAAGCACAGUUGAUGAGUCUGUACAACAUCAAGCUGUCUCACUGCACAGGGAUUUCCAUCGUACGCUUCCAAACACCCCAUAAAUACCCUUGUUUUAUAAAGUGGCAUACAGGCAUUUCCCUACUUUGCAGGGCUUCGCAUGUUCCUGCUAUGUUAUGUUGGUUGUAGGCUGUGUUGUCUUCAGAAGGGGAUUUGAUCCAGCCUUUUGUUUGUUUAGCAUGGAGCUUCUUUGCUUCAUCUGUAACCGAGUAUGCUACUGGUAGAGGUUUUUGCAAUGAAAGUGUUCAGGAGAAGAUGAACCAUAGCCUACCCCUCAUUUCAUGCUCCAUAUUGAAUGUUUCAUUGUGGGUGGUAGCUUAUAUGAAAAGGAUUGAACAACUGGUUUGGAAUCCAAAGGCAGGUAUUCUCCACUUCAUGCAAUUGCAACCCAAGUGCUGGUCACUUGGCAUGGGACAUGAUCUUCGGAACACAGCUUGAACUUGGAGGCUGCUGGACUCCGUUUAAGCAGACAUCUGUGUUUUCCAAUUAGUCAGUUAUUCAACAGUCUUUUUUCAUCUCUUUGCGUGUACACAGGGAAUAGAUUUUCUAAUAAAUAAUUACUGUGGAACUGGGUUCAUAAGUUGUUCCUGUCUAUAGAUUCUCUUUUAUUUUCCCACAUUUAUUAAAAACAAGGUACACAGUGUGGUUUUCUCUGAGAGUAGAUCCGUUGUGUUUUAAUCUCUCAUGUUUCAGCUCUGUUCCUCUUUUCACACACAAGGGGUUGUAUAUUGGGCCAAUGCCUUUGGAUGAAUUAGGAAUGUCACAGAUGAAGAGGAACAUGAGGAGGAACAUUAGGACUUUUCUCUACAGACUCUACAUGACAAUUAUUAGCAGCUGCCCCAGCUGUUUUUGAUGGCUGCUACGUGUUUUUCACCCCCUGAACAAGGUACUUAUUCUCUGGGAAGAGCCUGUGAAGGUACGGGUAGUCAAAAAUUGUUGGUCUUUGGCUAAUUAACAAGGUUCUAGCAAAAUAGCUGUUGUCCAAUUUUUCUUGUAAUAGUUAUCAAGAUAACAUAUGUAUAGCUGAUCUAAAUAAAGCAAUAUUCCAUGUGUAGCUGAA
Molecule: messenger RNA, 9390 nt
Organism: Tyto alba (common barn owl)
Lineage: Eukaryota; Metazoa; Chordata; Aves; Strigiformes; Tytonidae
Gene: VPS18
Product: VPS18 core subunit of CORVET and HOPS complexes
Exons: 5
Coding region: 65-2989 (974 amino acids)
Biological process (GO): organelle fusion; lysosome organization; endosome organization
Cellular component (GO): HOPS complex; endosome
Molecular function (GO): protein-macromolecule adaptor activity
Source: RefSeq, a predicted model, not a curated record